Molecule: messenger RNA, 11713 nt
Organism: Pongo pygmaeus (Bornean orangutan)
Lineage: Eukaryota; Metazoa; Chordata; Mammalia; Primates; Hominidae
Gene: KDM7A
Product: lysine demethylase 7A
Exons: 20
Coding region: 2649-5471 (940 amino acids)
Source: RefSeq, a predicted model, not a curated record
GUAAAGGAAAGAAGUUUAAUUGGCUCAUGGAAGGCAGGCUGUACAGAAAGCAUGAUGCUGGCAUCUGCUCAGCUUCUGGGGAGGCCUCAGGAAACUUAUAAUCAUGGCUGAAGACAAACUGCAUCACAUGGCCGGGGCAGGAGCAAAAGAGAGAGGGAGGAGGUGCCACAUAUUUUUCAAUGACCAGAUUUCUUGAGAACUCACUCAUUACCACGGGGACAAUACCAAGUGGAUGGCACUAAACCAUUCAUAAGAAAUCCACCCCCAUGAUACAGUCACCUCCCACCAGUCCCCACCUCCAACAUUGGGGAUUACAAUUCAGCAUGAGAUUUGGAUGGGGACACAGAUCCAAGUCAUAUGGAUAACCAAUCUCUCAUUGUUGCUGCUGCCUCCUCCUCUGCUCUGCGCCUUCUUCAUACCCCUGCCUAGUCCCUCCAUGUUAACAUAGCAAGGCCAGGUGGCCCCCAGAAGACAUCCCACACCAGGCUGCUUUGGUGCUCUCUAGCCAGACUCCAACAAGAUAGCUUUGCGUGCCUUCUCUUCACUGCUGUAUUGUCUCGACAACACACACCUUCUACAAAGUACAUUUAAAAAUAUAUCGUCUUUUUGCUCCUUGUAAAACCUCUGUGAGGUAAUUAAGGCAUUACUAUCCAUAAUUUUUCUUUCAACAGCUCAUCAGUGAUCUAGUUCAGGAGAAAUGGAGUGACUGGCCCCAGGUCACAGCUUAUAGAAAGCAGGACCUGAGUGCAUGGGUCUCUCCACUCCAGCAAUAUGUGAUGCCUAUGCCAAAAUUACAGUAACUUUUUUUCUCCAGUAGAAAUGUUUCAAGCUUAAUCAGUGUGUGGUCAACUAAUUUCCAGCCUUUCCUUUUCCUGCUAUGCUAUAUAUAUGCCAAACAGUGAUAUGAUAGAAAAACGAAUAGCUGCAGAAUUGAGACACUUAAAAACUUCCAUCACAGCUCUAAUAUAUGAGACUUCAGGCAAGUUACUAGCUUUCCUCAACUAUAAAAAGGAAAUUAGGCAGGACUUGGUGGCUCACGCCUGUAAUCCCAGCACUUUUGGAGGCCAAGGCGGGCGGAUCACUUGAGGUCAGGAGUUCAAGAACAUCCUGGCCAACAGGGUGAAACCCCGUCUCUACUAAAAAUACAAAAAUUACCCGGGCGCGGUGGCGUGCGCCUGUAAUCCCAGCUACUUGGGAGGCUGAGGCAGGAGGAUCCCUUGAACCCGGGAGGUGGAGGCUGCAGUGAGCCGAGAUCGCAGCACUGCACUGCACUCCAGCCCGGGCAACAAGAGCGAAACUCCGCCUCCAAAAAAAAAAAAAAAAGAAAGAAAGAAAGAAAAGAAAAAAAAGAAAGAAAUGGGGAAUUAGAUCAGCGACUCUUUGCCCGGGGGUGGGUGACAGAACAACACCUCUUCCUCCCCUAACAAAAAUUACCUAGGGAGCUGUGAGGGCUUUCCCCACUGGUAGAAAUGCCAGCAGAAAUUCAGCUACAAAUACUCAAUUCAAUAAUCCUUAACAUCACUUCCAAUCCACAGUUAUGAUUCCAACGCAAUCUUUUCUAUUCAGUAUUUGUCAGCUGUUUUUAUUCUUCAGUUUAUCAUCUUAUAUUUGGCUCUCAAUUUCACCCAAAAAUUACUGAUGGCUUAUUAUAAGCCAAGUACCCUGCGCUCCGCUUUUUGUGGUAUCCCUCUUCGGAGCGAGAAGUCACUUAGAAUUUUACCCCUAUCUUCCCCACUUGGGAAUCGGAAGGGUUCAUAGCUAAGUCUUGUUAUUUACAAGCAGGCCGGCUCUUCUCCAUCCCUCUCUCCACCAACCCCAUUUCAAGGUUGGUCCCUCCCAGCGGACGACAGUGAUGAAUUCCUCUUGGGGACAGCCCUCCCGCAACUAACAGUGGCUCCAUCAACGCUCUGGUCUCCUUGCUGCUCGGUGGGAAUUCGGGUGGGGCGUUUUCCAAAGUUUGAGUGGAUUCCACGGCACGUUCCUCCCUCGGAAAGGCACAACCGGCUCGGCGUGUCAGCUCAGCUGGACCCACGCCGGUGCGGGGCCGCAGCUCCGGUUCUCGCUGGGCGGUUGCAGAAGGCUAGGCGAUUCUCCCAGCGUCGCGAGGCGACCCGAGCAGGAGAAAACUUCUCCACUUCCCCUCUUCGGGACGCGGCACCUCUUCUGCCCUUGUGCACUCCGCAGGAACUUCCCCCGGCCUCGGCUCUCGCUCCGAAAUAACCAAGCCGGCUCCUCGCACGCUCCCGCCGUCCUCCUCCGGCUGCGGCCGCGCGCCCGCCGCCACCGCCACCACCGCGCGUGUCCUCACGGGGCCUCGGUUCCGUCCGCCUCCGCAACCGCCUGCGUGCCCUUCAACAGCUCCCUCCGCCCGGCCGUCGCGGAGAGGAGCAGGGAGCGCGCGCCGGCGCCAGAGACGUGCGCGAGACGCACGGCCCCGCGCCGAGCGCCGGAAGCAGCCGGGUCUGGGCCUCGCGCGUCGCGCGCGCCUCCUCCCCCUCCGCCAGCCGCCGCGGCCUCGCGCGCGCGCACUGAGGCGCCGCCGCCGCCGCCGCCGCCGCGGCUGCUGCAGGAGGCGGCGCUGGCUGGCGGCUGCGCUCGCUCCAGUCGGCGAGCGGAGCAGCGAGCGAGCGUGUGUGUGUUUUUUAAAGAUGGCCGGAGCGGCGGCGGCGGUGGCCGCGGGAGCAGCAGCUGGAGCCGCCGCGGCAGCCGUGUCGGUGGCGGCUCCCGGCCGGGCCUCGGCGCCUCCGCCGCCCCCGCCCGUGUACUGUGUGUGCCGGCAGCCGUACGACGUGAACCGCUUCAUGAUCGAGUGCGAUAUCUGCAAGGACUGGUUCCACGGCAGCUGUGUUGGAGUAGAAGAACAUCAUGCUAUUGACAUUGACCUGUAUCACUGUCCCAACUGUGCAGUUUUACACGGUUCCUCCUUGAUGAAAAAGAGGAGGAACUGGCACAGGCAUGACUACACAGAAAUUGAUGAUGGUUCCAAACCAGUGCAAGCUGGAACUAGAACUUUCAUUAAGGAAUUACGCUCUCGAGUCUUCCCAAGUGCCGAUGAAAUAAUUAUAAAGAUGCAUGGCAGCCAGCUGACACAAAGAUAUCUGGAGAAACAUGGAUUUGAUGUCCCUAUUAUGGUCCCUAAAUUAGAUGAUCUAGGACUCAGGCUCCCUCCACCUACAUUUUCUGUGAUGGAUGUGGAACGUUAUGUAGGUGGUGACAAAGUGAUAGAUGUCAUUGAUGUGGCGAGGCAGGCAGACAGCAAAAUGACACUUCACAAUUAUGUUAAAUACUUCAUGAAUCCUAACAGACCAAAAGUGUUAAAUGUGAUCAGCCUUGAAUUUUCAGAUACAAAGAUGUCUGAAUUGGUGGAGGUCCCUGAUAUAGCCAAAAAACUUUCCUGGGUGGAAAAUUAUUGGCCAGAUGAUUCAGUCUUUCCCAAGCCAUUUGUUCAGAAAUAUUGCUUAAUGGGAGUUCAAGACAGCUAUACAGAUUUCCACAUUGACUUCGGUGGAACUUCAGUCUGGUACCAUGUCCUCUGGGGUGAGAAGAUUUUUUAUUUAAUAAAGCCAACAGAUGAAAAUUUGGCACGUUAUGAAUCUUGGAGUUCAUCUGUGACCCAGAGUGAGGUGUUCUUUGGAGAUGAGGUGGAUAAAUGCUACAAAUGUGUGGUAAAGCAGGGACAUACCUUAUUUGUUCCUACAGGGUGGAUACAUGCUGUGCUCACUUCUCAGGACUGUAUGGCUUUUGGGGGGAACUUCCUGCACAACCUUAACAUUGGCAUGCAGCUCAGGUGUUAUGAGAUGGAGAAAAGGCUAAAAACACCAGAUCUUUUCAAAUUCCCUUUCUUUGAAGCCAUAUGUUGGUUUGUAGCCAAAAACUUGCUGGAAACCCUGAAAGAACUGAGAGAAGAUGGUUUUCAGCCUCAAACUUACCUAGUACAGGGAGUGAAAGCACUGCAUACUGCUUUAAAAUUAUGGAUGAAAAAAGAACUUGUAUCUGAACAUGCCUUUGAAAUUCCAGACAAUGUUAGACCUGGACACCUUAUUAAAGAACUUUCUAAAGUAAUUCGAGCAAUAGAGGAGGAAAACGGCAAACCAGUUAAAUCUCAGGGAAUUCCUAUUGUGUGUCCAGUUUCACGAUCCUCAAAUGAAGCAACUUCCCCAUACCAUUCCCGAAGAAAGAUGAGGAAACUUCGAGAUCAUAAUGUCCGAACUCCUUCUAACCUAGACAUCCUAGAGCUCCACACAAGGGAAGUCCUCAAAAGAUUAGAGAUGUGUCCAUGGGAAGAGGACAUCUUGAGCUCUAAACUGAAUGGAAAAUUCAACAAACAUCUCCAACCAUCCUCCACGGUACCUGAAUGGAGAGCAAAAGAUAAUGAUCUACGAUUACUGCUGACAAAUGGAAGAAUAAUUAAAGAUGAAAGACAGCCCUUUGCAGAUCAAAGUCUUUAUACAGCAGAUAGUGAAAAUGAAGAGGAUAAAAGAAGGACAAAAAAGGCAAAAAUGAAGAUAGAAGAGAGUUCAGGAAUAGAGGGAGUGGAACAUGAAGAAUCUCAAAAACCACUGAACAGGUUUUUUACACGUGUGAAAUCAGAACUCAGGAGUAGAUCAUCAGGAUAUUCUGAUAUUUCUGAGUCAGAAGACUCCGGACCCGAGUGCACUGCACUGAAAAAUAUCUUUACCACUGAAGAGUCUGAAAGUUCAGGUGAUGAAAAGAAACAAGAAAUAACAUCCAACUUUAAGGAGGAAUCUAAUGUGAUGAGGAACUUCCUUCAAAAGAGCCAGAAGCCAUCUAGAAGUGAAAUUCCAAUUAAAAGGGAAUGUCCUACCUCGACGAGCACAGAGGAAGAAGCUAUUCAGGGCAUGCUGUCUAUGGCAGGGUUGCACUAUUCCACAUGUUUACAAAGGCAAAUACAAAGCACAGACUGCAGUGGUGAAAGAAACUCUCUCCAGGAUCCCAGCAGCUGCCAUAGCAGUAACCAUGAGGUUAGGCAGUUGUAUCGUUAUGAUAAACCAGUGGAAUGUGGAUACCAUGUCAAGACUGAAGAUCCAGACUUGAGGACUUCCUCCUGGAUUAAACAGUUUGAUACUUCCAGAUUUAAUCCUCAGGAUCUAAGUAGAAGCCAGAAAUGCAUCAAAAAGGAAGGUUCAUCAGAAAUUAGUCAGAGGGUACCAAGUAGGAAUUAUGUGGACAGCAGCGGCUCAAGCCUUCAGAAUGGAAAGUAUAUGCAGAAUUCAAACCUGACUUCGGGGGCAUGCCAGAUAAGUAAUGGUCUAAGCCCAGAAAGGCCAGUUGGUGAAACUUCCUUCUCGGUGCCCCUUCACCCCACCAAGAGACCGGCAUCAAAUCCACCACCUAUCAGCAACCAGGCAACAAAAGGUAAACGUCCAAAAAAAGGAAUGGCAACAGCCAAACAACGUCUUGGGAAGAUCCUUAAGUUGAACAGAAAUGGCCAUGCACGUUUCUUUGUGUGACAGAGCUGCUGUUGCAGCCAUUCUUCCCUUUGGAGACCAGUCUAGGGGUGCAGGAGCCUGGAGCUUCUGCUGUCCCCCUGCCUGGAGAAGUUUGUGUGUAUAGUAAGAACACUGCCCGAAGAACAGAAUGAACCUGAUGCUGCAUUUUCACUGUGCCACACCCACUCAGCAAUAACCAUUUUGGACCUGGUGGGGGAGAGGAAGAAGGAGGGUAGAACCUUAAAAAGAGACCUUGAACUGGAAAGGGUCUCUUGUCAGGGCUUGAAUUUUAUUUUGUUGUUGGUAGUGUCUUGAUGUAUUUUCAGUGGUAGGGUAAAGAAUUAUCAAUAAUUUAUUUAACAGAUUUUUUUUUAAAGUUAACAGCUUUUAAAUUCUUUUUUUAAAGCUAUUUAUUUGGAAGAUUUCUGGAGAAAUAUCUCACUAAUUUAGAUGUAAGAAUGUGAAGGUUUUUAAAUUAUUUUUGAUAGUGUGUGUGUUACAUGUGGGGAAGGGCCACAGUAACAGUAACUAGUCUGGACUCUUAAAUUUGAUAUUCAGGUUAAAGUCUUAAACAGGGAUUUGAUGCAUUAAUUAUUUUAAAUUAAGAUGUAUAUGAAAAUCAUUUUAUUUUAUAUAUUUCAUGUGUUUUUUAUAAGCUAUUAGCUUCGCUUUUGCUAACAUCCAAGGUGCAUACUGUUAUCCAGGUUGAUUACCUUAUAUCCCACCUUCCCUCUGCACUCCCCAGCAUUUUGUGAUGACCCAGUAAGACUCUUCUCUUUGCAGGGAAACACUUUCGUAGCCAGUGUGUAAGAACUCCAUAAAAGAUCCCUCAUUUCUCAUUUCGUUUGACAUUGUGAUUUUCUUCUCAAUAUUAAAAAAAAUAGGCUUUUGCAUUUUCAUUUCUGCUGAUGAUAUCUGGGUCCCAAAGAGAACAGCUUUAAUAUAUUUUUCCUACUUGUGGGAAAAGUAUUAUAAGUUUGGUUACAUUGUCAUGUUUAUAGUUUUUCCAAAUACAUUUGUAACUACAGCAGGCCUUCUUCGUACUGCUGGUGUUGGACAACAGGACUGACACCUGCUGCGGAGGUUAUACCUUAUGAUGCUUUUAUUCUCCAUACCUGAUUUGUUGGAAAAUGUUAUUUGACUUAGGAUAUUCAAAUCUGCGUAAUAAGCCGUAAUAUAAUAGGAUUAAUACUACAUUAAGUUGUAUAGAAGCAAGCAUGUUGGAAUAGAUCUUUUGUGUGUAUUUACUUUUUUUAUUUCUUAAUUUUCUAAAGAAUUACUUAAGAUAUGGAUUUGGAGUAAAAUGGGUGCUUUUGGCAGUUUCUUCCAUCUAUCCUAACCUGACCAGUGCAUAUUGAGGUUAAGUAUCUGGUUAAACUUUAAGGUAUUCAUUUAUCUCCUUUAUGUAUGAUUUUUACUAAAUGCCAGUUUUCAGUUGCUUAUAGUAGCUUCUAUUUUCCCUUUUUUCCAUCCAUGGCAUAAAAAUAAGUGAUUUCUGGGGGUGGGGCAGAAAUGUUCCCAAGUCUGACAAUAGAGCAUUUUACAAAUUCCUACAAAGAAAAUAUAGGCAAAUAGAUAAAAUUUAUUUUUAUGGAGAAGAAAUAUGGCCAUAUUAUGGAUUUGUCUUUUUUUUACUCAGCAAGGUAUCAGGACUUACCCUUCUCUAUUAAGUAUCACUUGAAUUGCUAAAAAGAAAAAAGUCUGUACCACCAUCUUUCAUGGUUGCAUUCAAAUGUGUAUUUUCAAAGAGAAAUACUUCCUAGUGUCCCCAUUCCAAAAUGUCAUGGAGUAAAUAUGAAAUAGUUUAUGAAGUAGCCUUUCUGGUUCAGAGUGACUGGACCAAAGUCUGAAUCUUAUCUGGGCAUCAGGAAAAAGAAUUUUUAUGGAAAUCCUCAGUGUCUAUAAACAACCCGUGUAAACCCUGUCUACACUAUGCCAAAACCAGUGGAAAGAUGGGUAGAGUCAUCUUAUCUCAGGAUGCCAAAAAUCUGGGUUUGACCGAUUCCCCUACCUUCCCACACAGUAUAUUCUUGUGAUUGUUGCUUUUCUGUAGAUCCUGAGUUGGUGUUACAAUAGUCAUGUUUUUAUUUUGGGUUAAGAAAUAAGAGGUGUAAGAGCUAUAAUUUCCUUUUCCUGUUAUAUCAUGAUCUGGGUUUUCUUUUUUCCUUUACGUUUUUCACAGCUCUUGAGUAUGUUCUAUUUUUUUCUUUAGCCACAAAAAUUAAAAUUAAACUUUAUUUUUAUGAAUUAAAAUGAAAUUUAAUUUAUUUUUAUGAAUUAAAAUUGUGGCCAGUAUCCACUGUGUCCUUAGGCUGAGAAGUACUAAUUUGGAGUAGCCCGUGUGUGGAAUUCUAAAGUGAAGGUACUGUGGAUUCAUUUUUAGUAGUUUUAGCCCCUUAAUAAGUGGCUAAGUUAGAAAACUUUCAGUGAGGUAAUAGAACCACUCGAAUAGAAUCCAUGUGUUUUUCUGAAUUGGUGAAAAUUCAGCCACUGAUCCAGUGACUCCUGGUCAAACCUCUUAUAACAUUACUGGCCGUAAUGCAUCCCUUUAUCUCAUGGAAAUGGCUGAACUUUGUGGUAGCUGCUGCCAGUACCUGGGCUUAACAGUAAUAGAGAACCUCAUUUAUACCAUACAGACAUAGCAACUUAGGAAGACAGCACUGAUAGCAUUUAGCUAGUUGUAAGCAAAUACAAAUAUGUAAAAUUGAGAAUUAUGAUUUAACAUAAGCAACUUUAAUAAUAGUAAUAGAUGAUAAUUUUCCUGUAUUGUUUCAAAUAAGUGACUGUUCAGCUGGGAUCCAUUGGAUUAUAAUUCACAAUAUCACAUAAUAUUAUGCUUUUCAAUAUUGAUGAGUGAUGUAAACAAUAUAAAGUUGGCAGUUUGUAGUAGUUCAGUAUCCUAGAAAUACAUUGAACUUCAUAAGUAUCAGUUCAUUUUUAAGCAUACAGAAUUGAAGAUUCUGACUGAAAUCAUAAACUCAGAGGAAACAAGCCCAUCUUUAUCACUAAUUACUUAGCUUGAAUACUUCUCUAUUUUUAAAUAAUCCUAAUUAUUGCCUUUUCAAUAUAGUCUACUGUAUUUAUUUAUAUGGGAUCAACAGGUAUUUAUCAAACAUCUACUGUGUGCCCAGCACUACCUAGUACUGUUAGGGAACAUCAAUUUGCAGUUGUGGUCUCUGCCGUUGAAGGUAUCUUCUCCAGGAAAUUAGCAGUAUUAUUUUCACUUCUAAGCAAACAUGAGCAAAAGAGGACCUAUUCAUUAAAAAACAUCCUGACUUUUUUAGUUUCAACUGAGAUAUGCCACUGUAGAAGUGAAAGUAAUUUCACAAUUUAAGAAAUGCUUCAACUUGGUAAUUAAUAUGGUCAUACAGGGACUUGGUGUAGCAUGCAAGGAAGCAGAAGACCUGGGCUUUUGUUGAAGUUCUGCCAUUUAGGUAUCAGCUGUGUAACCUUGAAUAAGUCACUUAACUCUUUCUGACUCUUAGUUUUCUCAUUUGUAAAUUUGGAUUAAAAUGUUUAUUAUGAUAAUCAAGAAAAUCUCUUAAUACUUCAUACAUACAGAGAACUUAUCAUUAAGUUAAAACUGGCAAUUACUGCACCUUUAUAUAUAUUUUUAAAUGAAAAGUAAUACUAUUCAUGAUGUUUAUUUUAUAUCAAAUAUAUGCCCAGGGCAUGCUACUUUAAAAAUCCGAGGAAUCCCCAACAAGGUGCUGGAUUAAAAUCAGAUUUCGUGCUUGAAGUGGAAGAAAAAUGAAGUUGUUUAUGGAUAAGAGGGUGAGAAUGUGUAUCCUCAAGUACGUUAAGAUGAUUUAGCUGAAAGAUGGCUUUAGGUUUUUCUUGAAGAAUUAGGAAAGUACCAUCCCCACAGAUUGAGCAUACUCUUCAGGUACUAGAUAAAGGUGAAGGAAGUCAUGGAAUUAAAAUGACUUAGCAACUCCCCAGGGAACUUGUGGGGAGAAUGAGGUGGUUAGAAAGGUGAGAAUGCACAAAGACAGCUCUGGGUUGGGUACCAACAGCUUGCUUGGUAGAAAGAAACCAGUGUAGGAAAGGAGACGCCACCAGACGUCUUCAACAGACAAGAUUCUUUCUGCCUUUUUCGAAAGAUGCUCUCUGCAGCAGUAAGACUAUAGAGUUGAUUGGAAUAAUCAUGCGACCCAGUAUGCUACUGCUAGGUGUAAUUAUCAAAAAUUCAUUUUUCUCAUUAAAUACUAAGUUAAUUGGUCGCCACAUAAAGAGAAGCUAGAGCUCACCAGUCUUCUCCUGGUGUCCUAGACCUUCCUCUAAAGCAGUCUUGGGAAGCUUGAGCAUCAGAUCUUUAGCCUAGACAGAGUGUUGCUGGUAAAUAAACGAGACACAGGUAACCCAGAGUGGGCAGUGAUUUGCGUGGGGAGACACAGUGGAUCUGGGGCCUCUGAUAGUUUGCUUCCUGAAACAGCCCCCAGUUUUCGGCUUGCCCUAUGAGAUGAUGUUCAUGUGCUUCCUUGAAACCAGGUGGAAAGAAAGGGGAAGAAUUAAUUUUCUCAUUCUGUUGCUGUUGAACGUAAUGUAAUCUUAAUACUGUAGCCUUCCUAGAAGCCCUUCCCUCUUUUUCAUGCUGUAAAGUCAAAUAUUUGAUAUCCUUAACAUAAAUUUUCAAAAUUAAUGUCAUUAGGAAGCAAAUGUCUAUUUCCAAAGCAAUGAGCUUGUUGUGACUGUGAUUUUAUUCUUCUAUAGUAUUUUUUCCUCAUUUUAAUUGAGAUGAGAAAAUAAUACUCUUUUGCAAUAUCCUUAGAUUCUCCCCCUCACCCUGGUGCCCCUUCUAGUGUCUUAAGACUUUGUCUUAACAAGUAUAACAUUACAUUUUGUUGUUAAAACCUUUUCGAAACUGUAUUCAGUGAUUCUUCCAAGUUUAUCUGCUCUGCACUAUUUCACUAAUAAACCCUGGCUACCACGUAGCCCUUGACCUCCAAGUAGUUUACCUAUGCAAGACCUGUGACACUCUGAAUUCACCUCUCUUUCUUUCAGAAAGUAGUCAUAAAUGGAGCUUAAUUAUAAAGGUAAAACUUGUCUCCAACCAGUUUUAUUUUGGCCACUUCCUUUUCAAAAUGUCAGCUGUUUUCCUUCAAGAUUUUUUCACCAAAACAAUGAUCAUAAGUGCUGGAAUAUAUAAUACUUUGCAGGCAUAAAAUAACCCAGACAUACUCUCAUAUUUCUUUGGUGUAUUUUGGUUGGUAAAACUUACCAGCAUUAAAUGUAAAAUAUAAUGAGGAGUUAAUUCCUUAGCUAGAACCAUUUCUUCCUUUUAAGAUUCAUAAGUAACCUUUUAUUUUUACAAAGCUACGUAUAACUUCCACAUUAUAGUCAGGGACCCGAGGUGUAACUUGCUAAGUGAAUCCCAAGGUUAUUUUAUCUUGCAAAAGAAACCUAAACCAAACUAAGGGCCUUACAGUUUAUGGUUAGACUGAAUCAAAAGCUAUAACCUCAAUUUUUCCAAAAACAGCUUCUGACUGCAAAAGCAAGUCAUACAGUUGUUAGGUAUGAAAUAGCACUGAUCAGGAAGUGCAUCUUCGCAGAUGGUAUUUCCUUCAGAAAAGACUUUUCUACUUUUAAUAUAAAUUAAGCCAUAACAGUUUCAUGCUGUGGAAAGAGGGUGAAAAGGUUCAUUUUAAGAGAUUAUAUAAUAUGAACUUUCACAUUUACUGUGAAAUGUCUAACUUUGCCAGUGCUUCAGCAAGUUUUUUUGGGGGGUGAUGGGGAGGGUAGUAUUGGUUUUAGAGGUUUCAAAUCUGUGAACUUUGGAGAGGGGACAGUUGUUGGCUCUGGUAUUUACUAGUUUUGUAGUAACGUUUUGCUAGCCUGACUGACUUUUCUUACUGGUUUUUAUGCCUACGGUCCGAGGGGACUGUUCUUCUUGUUUGGGGUGUCUGUGGAAUAGCGUCUUGUCUUGUUUGUAUAGGCAGUCGAUGUGUGUGACGUGUGUCCUUUCAGUCCGGAAGCCCACUGUGUGACAAUGGCGUGGGGUGUGGCUGGGAGGUGGGGUGCUGAAGCUUGAAGAGCAUUUCUUUGCUGAUUCAUAACAGUAUUUCCCAUCUUUUGCCUGCAGGCAGGGAAAGUGUACAGUAUUUAUUUUGUUUCUGUUUUACUUUAAAUUUGUAAGUCUUUAAGUAGCUUACAUUGAUUAUUAUAGGGGAGGACAAGUGACUUGUUUAAAGUUGUAUUUAGUAUUCUUUCCAAUUUCUGUAUUUUAAAAUAUUGAAAUUAAAAUUGUAUUACUUCUGUUUUGA